Molecule: messenger RNA, 1129 nt
Organism: Stomoxys calcitrans (stable fly)
Lineage: Eukaryota; Metazoa; Arthropoda; Insecta; Diptera; Muscidae
Gene: Kdsr
Product: 3-ketodihydrosphingosine reductase
Exons: 4
Coding region: 136-1122 (328 amino acids)
Biological process (GO): sphingolipid biosynthetic process
Cellular component (GO): endoplasmic reticulum membrane
Molecular function (GO): 3-dehydrosphinganine reductase activity
Source: RefSeq, a predicted model, not a curated record
CGUGGCUUAAGAUUUAAAAAGGCAACAACAAUAACAGGGUCUAGUCCACAUAAAACAUUAAUAAAUAAUAGUAAAACCACAAAAUAUUUAAUUCAGAACUAUUAUUGUUAGAUAUUGCAUACUGUGCUCAACAUAAUGUCAUCGCUUACAUGGGAGAUAGCCAUGUACGUAUUCCUAGCUGUAUUGGCACAUAUAUUGGUUUUCGUGUUUGUCACCCGCAAAAGGGCUAAAAGUAUCGUUAACAAACAUGUGGUCAUUACUGGAGGAAGCAAAGGAAUUGGUUUGUGUCUAGCAGUUGAGUGCGCCCUUAGGGGUGCGAAUGUAACGGUUAUAGCACGGGAUGAGAAAAUGUUAAGUGGCGCCAUAGCUCUUAUGGAAGUUAUUCGACAAAGGCCUGAACAAAAAUUCCAAUAUCGCAGUCUUGAUAUAUCAUCCAGCUAUGACCAAGUAGAAAAAUGUCUAACUGAUAUCGAAAAAGAUUUUGGAGAUAUAUACAUGUUGAUAAAUUGCGCUGGUCUGGCAAUCUGUGGUGUGUUUGAAGAAGUGGCCGUGGAAGAUGCCCGAAAACUUAUGGAUGUCAAUUAUUGGGGAACAUACAAUUGUUCUCGGUAUGUGCUACCAAAAAUGAAAAAAGCCAAAGAAGGCAUAAUAGUUAUAACAGCAUCGCAAGCCGCACUUUUUGGUAUAUACGGCUAUGGGCCAUAUGCCGCUUCUAAGUAUGCCUUGCGUGCAAUGGCAGAAACCAUAGCUAUGGAAAGCAAACAUUUGGGUGUUUCAGUAACUUUGGCACUGCCAGCCGAUACAAAUACACCUGGUUUUGAAAAUGAACAAAAAACAAAACCUCAAGAAACAAAGAUCAUCUCAGGCGGUGGAGGACUAGCAGAUCCCGAUGCAGUGGCAAAACAAAUUUUAAAUGAUGCUUUGAAAGGGAACUUUAUCUCCAUCCUGGGUUUUGAAUCAUGGCUCAUAACACUAUUAGGUGGAGCACUCUUUCGUUGGAGCGGCAUUUUUCAAAAUAUUAUCCAUGCUAUAAUUUUGGGACCUCUACGCGUCAUUGGUUAUAUAUUGCAUUUACACUUUGAACGUGUUGUUCGAAACUGUGCCAAAGAGAAAAUGGAAUGAUUGUCAU